UUUGCAUAUUUUUUACUCUUUCACGCACUUCGUAGUUUAGUUUAUAAGCCUUUUCAGCUUUUUAGUGUUGCCUCCUGCAAAAUUCUCCAAAAGCCCAACUCAACGCUAACUUGUUCCCUUCUUUAUUAUUCUUCCUCUUCUAUGCUUCUCUCUGGCAAUGCUUAACUAUUAGGACACUACCUGCAAGAAACAUCGCCAAGAGCUGAUAAGAAAAUGCAGUUAUAUCAUCAUCCGUUGGAUUUGGACAGCCAGAGGGUGAGAUUUGCAUUGGAGGAGGAGGGUGUAGAUUAUACAUCCCACCAUGUCAAUCCGAUAACUGGCAAGAACUUGGAUUCCUCUUUCUUCAAGAUGAAUCGCCAUGGAAGGGUUCCGGUUUUCCAAAAUGGCUCUCACAUCAUUUACAAUACUAUUGAUAUAAUCCAGUACAUAGAAAGAAUUGCUGUGGUUUCCUCAGGGGUUGAGAGUAUCAGUGCCAGUAGCAGGGAAGUGGUUGAAUGGAUGCAGAAGAUACAUGACUGGGACCCCAAGUUUUUCACACUUUCACACAUACCUGAGAAAUACCGCCUUUAUGUUUCCAAGUUCAUAAGGCAAGUGGCGAUUGCUCGCAUGUCAGAGUCGCCCGAAUUAGCAAGUGAUUACCAUAGGAAGUUGAAAGAAGCCUAUGAGACUGAAGAGAAAUUGAAAGAAGCAGAUGUUUUGAGAAGGAGCAAGGAGCAUUUGGUUAUACUGCUUGAUGAGGUGGAGAGGCAGCUGAGUGAAACACCUUAUUUGGCAGGUCAAGAGUUUACCAUGGCAGAUGUGAUGCUCAUUCCAGUAUUAGUUCGUUUGAAACUCUUGGAUUUAGAGAAUGAGUACAUAACUGGAAGGCCAAACAUUGCUGAGUACUGGAUUUUGGUUCAGCAAAGGCCUAGUUACAAAAAGGUGAUUGGUAAGUACUUCAAUGGUUGGAGAAAGCACAAAACACUUCUAAAAACAUGGUUCUUAGUUCGUAUUAGAAGUUUUCUGAAAAGGUACUAGAGCAGUACUUGUAUAUUUCCAAAAGGAGGUUGGAUAAUUGAAUAUAGGAAACUAAACAACCAUUCUGUGUAUGGUUAAUUAGGAGAACUUAUAUUAGACAUUGUUCUUUGUUUUUGUUGGGAGGAAUGGUGAUGCUAGGUGCUGGUAAAAGAAGGGAUGCUUGUCAAAAUGGCCAGUCUGCAAAAGAUCUUUUGGCUUAGUAUUGAAACAAUUCAUGCUUUGCAAUCUUCAUGCAUCAAAAGAACUAAGGAAAGGCAAAUUUGUUGGUACUGACAUUGGAAAUACAGGGUUACUGCUGCUUAUAUGUACAUUAUUUCUGAUACUUGUAAAUGCAAUCAAAGAAACAGUCAAAUGAUAUACAUUUUCAUGCUUUGUUCUACGAACAGCUUGAUGAAUUACAAGUUUCAGUUUGAACAAUGACUAGAGACCAUAGAUCAUCUACUUUCACAUACUGAUUUGUCUCUAUGUAACAUCAAAUUGUAAAAUGUAAAGAGAUGUUAUUAUAGUCAUUGACCCAGUAAAAAAUUAUCGAGUGUUUGAUUUA
Glycine soja is the source of this 1561-nucleotide messenger RNA. Its product is annotated as glutathione S-transferase TCHQD-like. The record is from RefSeq and is a predicted model, not a curated record. NCBI's taxonomy places the organism in Eukaryota, Viridiplantae, Streptophyta, Magnoliopsida, Fabales, Fabaceae. The transcript has 3 exons. Gene Ontology annotation, molecular function: glutathione transferase activity. Bases 214 to 1017 code for a protein of 267 amino acids.